AUGGCUUCUUCGUCGUUGAAAAGUACACGGAAAACCUACAGCUUCGAGGAACGUGAGCUUCUGAUCACGUUGAUAAACAAAUACGAAGACAUCGAAGAGAAGAAGUCCGAUCCGGUAUCAAUGUGUAAACGGAAGUCAGCCUGGUCUCAACUUGCCAGCGAUUAUAACUCGAUGGUAGGUCCCCAAGGCGUGCGUUCGGCCGUACAAUUAAGGCGAUGCUGGGAAAACAUGAAAGCUUGCAAACGAAAUCGGGAGGAAAAGAAGUUACGCAUCUCGAAGAGUUUCUGCCAGUUGUCCAAAGAUCACGCACGAUCAAAAUACUGGGAAAAUAGAAACCCCAAACCAGAAGUUCCCAUACCUGCUGGCACUGUGGGGUUGCCGCCGAACGUCGUAUUCGAGCCAAAAGAAUCAGAACCGUUUACGUUGCAAAGCGUUUAUACCGUGAAGCCUCCGAAACAAAAUUUGAAAGAAGAGAAUCAUUGUAAAGAUACAGAUUCCGUCGGCAAUAAAGUCGAUUCUAAUUUAUUACCGCACGGCCCGAUGGGGGAUGCUUUCGAGAAGUCCAAAGAUUGGGGCUCGCCUACUAAAGAAAACGAGGGAAGUCAUUUAAUAUAUAAAUCGAACGCAACGCAAACGUUGAUCUCUCCUUCGAUUCACGAGCAACCUCGUAAAGGGAAAAGAUCUCUUCAUAGAGACGAGGAACUGCACGCGUUGGCCCUCUCAGAAGCACAAAUGAAGGUCGACAUCGCUGCUAUGUUGAAAGAGGAGGCUCGGAUUAAAUUAGAAGAGGCUCACUAUCGCAAAGAGGAGGCCAGACUGAGGAUGCUUCUUUUUACGUACAAGCUCGAUAGAAUAAAAGAGGAUUGA
Molecule: messenger RNA, 867 nt
Organism: Colletes gigas
Lineage: Eukaryota; Metazoa; Arthropoda; Insecta; Hymenoptera; Colletidae
Product: myb/SANT-like DNA-binding domain-containing protein 3
Exons: 3
Coding region: 1-867 (288 amino acids)
Source: RefSeq, a predicted model, not a curated record